Molecule: messenger RNA, 2413 nt
Organism: Sinocyclocheilus grahami
Lineage: Eukaryota; Metazoa; Chordata; Actinopteri; Cypriniformes; Cyprinidae
Product: centrosomal protein of 78 kDa
Exons: 15
Coding region: 231-1799 (522 amino acids)
Biological process (GO): cilium organization
Cellular component (GO): centrosome; ciliary basal body
Molecular function (GO): protein binding
Source: RefSeq, a predicted model, not a curated record
GCUGCUUCUCUUUCAAACCGCCGCGGUUUGUUUUGACACGCUGAGUGAGUUAUCAUCAGUCUCUAGAGUGGAGACCACCACAGCAGCGCUAACAAACAGGUUGCAUGAUGCUGGAACCAGCGCAGAUCCGUCGGAGAGGCGCUCAGGAUUUUGAAGGUUAAUAUGAUCACGUGUGUGCGGCUCAGGGAUCAGCUCCGGUCCGUGCGGUGCAAGCCAGCCUGAGUCAGAGGAUGUUAGAGUUUAACCCUGAUCACAUCAGUCUAGCGGACUGGACGCCCAUCCUGUCAGCCCUGGCCAUCAACAAACACCUCCAGCAUGUUGCUGUCAAGAGCUGCCACCUCACCAGCAGUGCAGCUCAAAGUUCUUACAGGUCUCAUAAGAAGAAGACCCCUGUGAUGCAUUCCAAGAAUAUGACUUUUCAGUUGUGCAAGGCGGUGCAAAAAUGCCUGUGUGAGUCAAGCAGCCUAAAGACCCUUCAGCUACAUGGUUUGCCACUGAGAGAAAGAGACCUCACAGUUCUCACAAAGGGUUUAGCUAAGAGUGUGUCAUUGGAGCAUCUGUCUUUAGCACACUGUCCAAUUGCAGAUCAAGGUUUGGAAGUCAUCUGUCAGAGUGUGAAAUAUUCCUCAACAAUUAAGACAGUGGAUUUCACUUCCUGUAAUAUUACGUGGCAGGGAGCAGAGCAUAUGGCGAACAUCAUAAAGCACCAUGCAAUGAGACGGCAUAGCACGGCGUGGGUGGAGACUUUGCGCUACAGGAGAGCCGAGUUUGAAGCCAUGAGCGGACUGCGCAGAAUUACUCUCAAUGACAACAUCCUGAUCGGAGACAGAGGAGUGAUGGCACUCUCCCGCGAGCUUACAGAGGACCUGUGGGUCAAAGAUAAGAAUGUGGUGAAGGCUGUGCUCAAAAGAGUUCUCAUCAACGCUAAAAGCCAUGACUCACAGUAUCUUUGGCUUAAACCUCCUUCUCCCAAAAGCGCUCUUGAUCAGUCACGGCAGUUAAGGAGGAGGAAUGCAGGAAAAGCUACAUAUCGAAUUAGCUCUCGCCGGUCCUCCUCUGUAAACUCUGUAUGGAGGCCUGGUUCAGUGGGGUACGUCCCAUGGCGCACUGCUGCUCGGGCUGGCUUACAAAGAGGUGCAUUACAGGCUGAUGGGCUGACUGACCAGAGUUUUCAAAACGCCUCCUCUGUGCGGGUAACCGUGGAGACAGAGACCGAGUCAGAGGAGGUGGAUGCUGCAUAUGUACCGAGUCCUCAGGAGAAAAUCACUAGCUACCAGUUCAGACGAGUACAGAGAGAGAAUAAUCGAUUACAGGUAGAGCUGGAAGAGUGUCGUCUGAGGCUGGCGGAGGAGAGGAACGACAGACUGAAAACCAACUCUCGCCUGGUGGAGCUGGAACUGGAGAAUGAGCGUUUACGGAGUCUGAACCAAUCCCUGUCUGAAGCCCAUCUCAGUGCCUCUGUUCUGGAGGACGAACAUGUGCUGGAAAGCAUCGAAUCCUCCUUCCAAAAAUUCCACGCAUUCCUAGACCUGCUGAAAGAUGCUGGGCUUGGCCAGUUUGCGUCAAUGGCUGGAAUAGACCAGUCAGACUUUGGGCUUCUUGCACAUCCUCAGCUCUCCUCAACACUAACAGAGAGGACAAGGACACACGCCGACCGAGGGAACCAGAGAAAUGAGGAGAGGAGGGAGAGUAAUCAGCAAAGGCAGACAUCCCUCAACCUGAAUCAGGGACCCGUUCAGAACCUCCUGCUAGCACUGAAGACGUUCCCCGGCCUCAUUCUCAACAAGAAGUGCCUCUGAGUCCAGUCAGCUUGUGUGGUGCCUCCCCAGCUUCACAGGAGCCGCUUGAGUUUGAGACCCCUGAGAGGAGCAGAGAGUCAUCGGACCCUUCAAACCACCAGUGGGCCGGCGGAGGCUCUCACUCAGUCGGUUCAGUCAGUAGUGCCAGUCUUCAGUCCAAAACCUCAACGUCCUCCAGAGGGAAUGGAUCCGUGUGCUCGGCUCUUAACUCGAGAGCGUCUAGUCUGUCUCGGUUGGGUUCAGGCAGACAGAGCGCUUCAGGAGGCCAGAGAAGCGCUGCUGGAUUGAUUGGGUUUUAGAGCUGAAUCAGCUGGAGAGAUGGUUGUAUAUCUGUUGCUGCUGUCAUCUUGACCUGUCCAGUGUAUAUUGAGAGUUAUGUGGAGACUGUAAAUGACCUGUUCUAAUCCUAUUAUAUGUUUGUUUGAAAAGUUGGAGUGCUGCAUGUCAUUCCAGGUACAAUAUGUGUUUUAUUCAUAGAUAUGAAUGCUGUUUAGAUUGAUAGACUAUGGCGUUUUAUUUAUAGUAUGUUUGCAGUUCAGUGACACUAAGCUUAUUAUAUAAGACUUUUAGUAGAUUUGUGUGUGAUUGCUAAAUUGAUUGAUAUUUGUGAUUGA